Messenger RNA from Ceratotherium simum simum (southern white rhinoceros), 1338 nucleotides. RefSeq names its product taste 2 receptor member 42 (gene TAS2R42). Gene Ontology annotation, molecular function: G protein-coupled receptor activity; bitter taste receptor activity. The record is from RefSeq and is a predicted model, not a curated record. Gene Ontology annotation, biological process: G protein-coupled receptor signaling pathway; sensory perception of taste. Gene Ontology annotation, cellular component: membrane. Lineage: Eukaryota; Metazoa; Chordata; Mammalia; Perissodactyla; Rhinocerotidae.
UAUAUGAGACUGUAUACCUUAGCAGAUUGUGCUGGAUUAAGAUCGGAAUUACAGUGAAAGCAGAAAGAUUUCCUUAAGUAUAUAUGAGACUGUAUCCAACAGCAGGAGAUUCUGCUUAAGACUGGAAUUGCAAUAAAAGCAAUGAAGAUAAGUAUCAAAAAUGGAUGCUAUUCUGUAACAGUUUGAAUAUAAACUGAUCAUUGAGACAUAGCAGAAGUCUGGAUUUUUUUUCAUGGAAAUGUUCAUUGUAUUGGAUAAAAUCUUUCUGAUACUGGCAGCAGUGGAAUUCAUAAUCGGAAUGUUCGGGAAUGUGUUCAUUGGACUGGUAAACUGCUCCGAAUGGAUCAAGAACCAAAAGAUUUCCUUAGCUGACUUCAUCCUUACGUGCUUGGCUAUCUCCAGAAUCACUCAGCUGUUGGUUUUAUUGUUUGAAUCAUUUAUGCUGGGACUACCUUCGUAUUUAUAUGGCAUUUAUAAACUAGCAAAACCCAUUAGUUUGCUCUGGAGAAUGACUAAUCACUUCACUGCCUGGUUUGCUACCUGCCUAAGUGUUUUCUACCUCCUUAAGAUAGCUCACUUCUCCCACUCCCUUUUCCUCUGGCUGAAGUGGAGGAUGAACAGAGUGGUUCUUGUGAUUCUUGUAUUUUCUUUGUUGUUUCUGAUUUUUGACUUUCUAUUGCUAGAAACAUUAAAUGAUUUCUUCUUGAAUAUCUGUAAAAUAGAUAAAAGUAAUCUGACUUUAUAUUUAGAUGAAAGGAAAACUCUCCAUGUUCAAACCCUGAUUCUUCUUAGCCUGACCUAUUUCGUCCCUAUUGUUUUGUCUCUGACCUCAUUGCUCCUUUUAUUUCUGUCCUUGGUAAGACACACCAGAAAUUUGCGGCUCAACUUGAUGGGCUCGAGGGACUCCAGCAUACAGGCCCAUAAAAGGGCCAUGAAAAUGAUGAUGUCUUUCCUCUUCCUUUUCAUAGUUCAUUGUUUUUUCACACAAUUGACAAAUUGGACACUUUUUAUAUUUUGGAAGAACAGGUUCACAAAGUUUGUCAUGUUAGCAGUAUAUACCUUUCCUUCAGGUCACUCAUUUAUUUUGAUUCUGGGAAACAACAAGCUAAGACAGACAGCCUUGAAGGUGAGAUGAAGUGCUGCACCUCCACUUUCCCCAUAACAAGAACCUUUGUGGGGGGACUCAGUAGCAGCCAAGCUACAAUCCAAGAAGAGCCACUCCCAACACUUGCAUUGUCGGUCCAUUCAACCUGGAGAAGAUAGACUGACAUGACCAUAUUACCCUGGGACCAAAGUGUUGGAGAAAGAUAGAGGUUAUCACUGAUUUCUUGUUAACUA